AUGGCCUCCCCCUCCCGCCCGGCGCUCCCUCCCCACCUCCGCCUCCUCUCCCCGCGCCAGCUCCCUCCCCUCCGCUCGCCUAGACGUCGCGGCGCGGGCAGCCGCGUCCUCUCCUCGCUCCCCUCCCCGUCCCCGUCCCCGCCCUCGCAGCAGCGCGUCUCCACCGCCUCGCUCGAGCACGGCCCCGGCCCCGGCCCCUCCGCCGAGCANNNNCCGCGGCCACACGACCAGGCGCUCUCCGCGGAGGUCGCGCGGCUCUCCGCGGCCCGCGCGCGCCUCCGCGCGGCGCGCUCCCUCGGCGACAAGCUCCGCGCGCUCGACGCCGAGCCCCGCGUCGCGGCCUUCUUCGGCGACGCGUCCAGCCGCGGGGUCCUGGGCGGCCUCCGGCCCCGGGAGGCGUACCUGCUCAAAUGCCUCGUCGCGGCCGGCCAGGACCACGUGCUCGGCGCGGAGCUCGGCUGGGCCGGCGGCGGCCACGAGCGCCACCGCAAUGGGAGCGGGGGCGGGAGCGCGCUGAGGGAGGCGCUGUACAGCCUGGCCGAUCUGGUCGGGAGGUGGAGCGAGGAGGGGGCGGCGAAGGACGAGGCCGGGAGCGGGGAGACGGAGCUGCUGCUCGGACGGCUGCUCAAGUUUCUCGGAGACAUCGAGGAGUUCUACGACUGCGUUGGAGGCAUCAUCGGCUACCAAAUUAUGGCGUUGGAGCUGCUUUCGGUCUCCAAGUCCAAGGACAGCAAGCACCGGCAUAGCAAAGACAAGUUUGUCGACUUCCAUGUUCCCACUGGACUUAAUCUAUUGGAGGAUACAGAAUAUGCAUCUCAAGCUGCCAUGUGGGGAAUCGAGGGUUUGCCAGAACUUGGUGAAAUUUAUCCAAUUGGUGGUGCCGGUGACCGUCUUGGUUUAAUGGACUCAGAUACCGGUGAAUCCCUUCCUGCCGCAUUGCUUCCUUACUGUGGAAGAUCUCUACUGGAAGGACUGAUGCGAGAUCUGCAGGCUAGAGAGUUUCUCCAUUUCAAGAUCUUUGGGAAACAAUGUAUAACCCCUGUGGCGGUCAUGACAAGCUCUGUGAAGAAUAACCAUGAACAUAUAGUUGCCAUCUGUGAAAGACUUGAAUGGUUUGGUAGAGGCCGUGAGAACUUCCGCUUGUUUGAACAGCCCUUGGUGCCUGUAGUAAAUGCUGAAGAUGGCAAAUGGUUAAUCAGCGAGUCACUUCUCCCUGUGGGUAAACCCGGUGGUCAUGGCGCUAUUUGGAAGCUUGCUUGCGAUCGAGGUGUAUUUGAAUGGCUUUAUUGUCAUGGCAGAAAAGGUGCAACUGUUCGUCAAGUCAGCAAUGUUGUUGCUGCAACUGAUUUGACGCUGAUGGCAUUGGCUGGAAUAGGCCUGCGUCACAAUAAGAAAUUAGGUUUUGCAUCUUGUGAGCGAAGACCAGGUGCUACGGAAGGGGUGAAUGUUCUUAUUGAAAAACAAAACCUUGAUGGGCUCUGGGAAUAUGGUAUCACUUGCAUCGAGUACACUGAAUUUGAAAAAUACGGCAUAUCAGAACCUACAGCAACGAAUGGCAGUUUGCAGGCUAGCUAUCCAGCAAAUACAAACAUUCUAUAUGUUGACCUGCAAGCAGCGCAGGAAGUUGGAUCACGGAAAAAUGCUAGCUGCUUACCAGGAAUCGUGCUAAAUUUGAAGAAGGCAGUAUCAUAUGUGGAUCAUCUGGGCUUUGAGUGUAGCGCUGCGGGUGGCAGGCUAGAGUGCACAAUGCAAAACAUAGCAGAUAAUUUUAUGAACACAUAUAGCUACAGGUGCAGUGAAGGAAUAGAAAGCGAGCUCGACACGUUCAUUGUGUACAAUGAAAGGAAAAAAGUCACUUCAUCAGCUAAAAGGAAGCUGAAACCAGAAGACAGAUCAUUGCACCAGACUCCAGAGGGUUCACUCCUCGACAUUAUGCGCAAUGCUCAUGAUCUUCUUUCUAGCUGCAGCAUAGAGGUUCCAAAGGUCAAAGACAAUAAUGAGUACUUGCAUUCUGGGCUACCAUUUCUCAUAUUUCUUCAUCCUGCUUUAGGUCCAUUUUGGGAUAUCAUAAAGCAAAAGUUCAUAGGUGGCUCCAUCUCUAAAGGUUCAGAGUUGCAAAUAGAGGUGGCAGAAUUUCUAUGGGAAGAUGUUGAGCUGGAUGGGAGCCUUAUUAUUCUAGCUGAUAACAUUAUGGGCCCAACAAAGAGGAACACUCAUGGUGAGCAAAUACUACACUAUGGAGCCAGGUGUGGGAGAUGCAAGCUGCAGAAUGUUAAAAUUGUGAACGAAGGGAUCAGCUGGGAUUCUCCCAGUAAUGUCUAUUGGCAGCAUCAUGUUGAAAGAUCAGAAUCUUUAAAGAUUAUUCUUCAUGGAAAUGCAGAAUUCGAGGCGAAAGAUGUUCUCUUGAAGGGUAACCAUAUGUUUGAAGUACCCGAUGGUCAUAGAAUGUGCAUCCUUCAGAACGAAGCAGGGUUUGUUGUCAAGUUAGACCCUAUAAAGAAGGAGAUGAUGGACAGCGGAACGUGGUACUGGGAGUACACGGUAGAUGGCGCCCAUGUGAAGUUGAAUAUGGUAGAUCCGUGA
Molecule: messenger RNA, 2583 nt
Organism: Triticum turgidum subsp. durum (durum wheat)
Lineage: Eukaryota; Viridiplantae; Streptophyta; Magnoliopsida; Poales; Poaceae
Source: the annotation of a GenBank genome assembly